Phoenix dactylifera (date palm) is the source of this 1651-nucleotide messenger RNA. Its product is annotated as basic leucine zipper 6-like. The record is from RefSeq and is a predicted model, not a curated record. Gene Ontology annotation, molecular function: DNA binding; DNA-binding transcription factor activity. Gene Ontology annotation, cellular component: nucleus. Lineage: Eukaryota; Viridiplantae; Streptophyta; Magnoliopsida; Arecales; Arecaceae. Gene Ontology annotation, biological process: positive regulation of DNA-templated transcription.
UCUCUCUCUCUCUCUCUCUCUCUCUCUCUCUUUCUCCAGCUGUUGCUAGCUGUCCCCUCUUGCCUUGUCAUGUGAUCCCCCCUUCUCUUCCUCCAUAUCUUCACCCCUACCUACAACAUAAGAAAAUUCAACUCCCACCCCCACCACAUCACCAACAGCAACAACAAACAAAGAAAACACAGAGGGAGGGAGAGAGAGAGAGAGAGCCAACUCCAGGAACACAAACAAAUUGAGUGUUAAUUAUUUGAAUUUGAAUUGAAAGAGAAGAUCUCUGCAGUCUCAUUACUUAUCCAUUGGGCUUCAAGCAAACAAGGCUCUUACAUCUAGGCGGCAUUGCUUGGCCGGUCUCGAACCAAGCGCUUUUUGUGCGCGCGCGCGCGUGAGAGAGAGAGAGAGAGAGCUAUGGCUCAGCUCCCUCCCAAGAUCCCCACCACCAUGCCCCCAAUCUGGGCCAACUUCGGCCUCCAACGUCCCCCCUUCUCCAUCCCUGCGUCCGGCUCCCCCCUCCUCCCCACCCCCUCGCCGCCAGCUCCCGGCUCCCAGCAUUCGUGGGUCGACGAAUUCCUCGACUUCUCCUCGGCCAAGCGCAGCUCCCACCGCCGCUCUGCCAGCGACUCAAUCACCUUCGUCGAGGCUGCCGCCACCGCCGAAUUCGAUGGCCUUGACGACCACCAGCUCAUGUCCAUGUUCCCUGACGACGUCCCCCCGUCUUCAUCCCCCUCCGCCGGUGCCACGCUCCCCGUCUCGUCUUCCAACCCGUCCACGCCGUCCGACCACAACAGCAUCAACGAUGACAAGCCUGCCACCUUGUCCGACCAGCUGACCGCAGUGAUGGAGUCAGCUGAGGAGGCGCAGAGUGCCCGCAAGGCCGGGCCGCCGGCGCCGGCACAAGCUCAAGCGGCCGCAGGGCCGGACCCCAAGAGAGUCAAGAGGAUAUUAGCCAACCGGCAGUCCGCGCAGAGGUCGCGAGUGAGGAAGCUGCAGUACAUCUCGGAGCUCGAGCGCAGCGUAACAACGUUGCAGACCGAGGUGUCAGCCCUGUCGCCUCGGGUCGCAUUCCUCGAUCACCAGCGCUCCAUUCUUACGGUGGGGAACAGCCAUCUCAAGCAGCGGAUUGCAGCCUUGGCGCAGGACAAAAUCUUUAAAGAUGCCCACCAAGAAGCAUUAAGGAACGAGAUCGAGAGGCUAAAGCAAGUAUAUCGCCAGCAGAAUCUUAAAAGAAUGCCUGCUCCCACCUCUGAUCACCCCAUGCGCACAGGGAAAGAGCUGGCUAGCUGACACAAGAAUGGCUCAGGAGAAAAUGCUCGCAGAGGUGACAAAAGUUUGCUUCUUAGAGGUUGAGGUGAUGCUGUUAAUUAAGCAGGAGAAAUUAUGGUUACGGAGGUGGUGAAUGUGUUCUUUUGUGUAUUUCAUUUUUUAUUUGUUACUUUUCUUACCAAAAAAAAAAAAAACUAAUUUCCAGAUGGUGGUCAUGGGAGUGCAGUAAUCCAAGGUUUAGGAAACUGAGGUGCAUGAAAGGGUCAUGUUUACUAUUUUGUUGAGUGUUUUUCCUUCUUUCAAAUGAAAAAUAUUUCCAUGUACCUGAUUUUUUUCUUGACAUGGGGGCUUGCGGUUUUCCAAAAGAAAAAAAAAAAAAAGAGAGCUCAUGAUA